AUGGCGAAUGCAGUCAGAGAAGGUAUGAGAUCGAUCAACGAAAAUCUCGUCAAAAACCUAUUCACCUAUUUGGAGACAGGUGUUUUUGCCAACAAAACAAACGACGCUUAUGUAAGAGCUUAUGGGCUAGUUCUUGAGCUGGCAGACCAAGAUGACAAUGGGAAAGUGCUUUAUGAUGAGUAUAUCAAGACAAUUAAAGAAUAUACUGUAAAAGUUGUGAAGACUGAGCUCUCGCACUUAAAAGGAGAACCCUUGCUCACCAAGCUAGCUUGAAGAUGGGAAAAUCAUAAAAUCCUGGUCUAUUGGAUGAGAAAAAUCUUCAUGUACCUUGACAGGUAUCACGUAAAAAACACCCAAGCAGUUCCCCUUUUCCAAGCUGGGCUCAAUAUUUUCAAAUCAGAUGUCUUCGACGUCAUUUCAGAACAAAUCAGAAUUGCACUUGUCUUACAAAUCCACAGCGAAAGAGAAGGUAUUGCCAUUGACCGCAAUCGUGUCAGAGAAUGCUUGGUCUGCUUUGCUCAGAUGGGCCUGACGGACUCAGAAAUUGUCAAAACUCACGAUAAAGCUGACGAUAGAGAUAGACUGCUGUGGAAAGGCAACCCAAAGCUUGAACUUUACGAAAGGAUUUUUGAAAGCCCAUUUUUGGAAGACACCAAACUUUACUAUGCCUCAAAAUCGGCAGGCUGGAUGUCAAGUCUCUCAUGUCCUGAAUACUUAAGAGAAGCAAAAAAAGUGCUGGAAGAAGAAGAGGAGAGGGCUGACAGAUAUCUUGAGCCUACAACAAAGCCGAAACUCCUAGGCAUCAUUGUGGAAGAAAUAAUUGUGAGAAACGCCCAAAGCUUGUCAGAAAUGCCUGGAACGGGAUGCGUGGAUAUGUUUCAGCAUGAUAAAAGGGAUGAGCUGAAAAUGAUGUUCGCCAUUUUCAAAAGGUCAGAAAACACGCUGCAGCAUAUUACGUCAAAAAUGGGGCCUUAUAUAGAAAAAAGAGGAUCUGCUAUUGUUUCGGAUCAGCAGCUACAACAAGACGCAAUUGAAUAUACAAAAGCACUGCUGCAGUUCAAAAACGAAAUCGAUACAUUGGUAGAAUAUUCAUUCGAUAACCAUUCACUGUUCCAAAGAUGUAGAGAUAUGGCUUUUCAGAACUUUAUGAACAAAUGCGCCUUUUCUGCACCUUAUAUUGCUUCCUACUGCGACAAUGAAAUGAGAAGAGGUCUUAAAGGAGUCUCUGAAGUAGAAACUGAGAGAAGACUUGACGCAUUGAUUAAGCUUUUUGUAUGUCUUCACGAUCGAGAUGUGUUUAUUAGGAACUAUACGAGAUAUCUAGCUAAGAGGCUGCUAGAUGGGACAAGUAUAAGCAAUGAUGCUGAACAAACAAUGAUAGCCAAGCUUAAGGUAGAAUGCGGCAACAACAUUGUGAGCAAGAUUUCGAAUAUGUACCAGGAUAUUGCAUUGUCUGAAACCGUUAUGAAUGAGUUCAAGACUCAGCGUCACAAAGGCCAGCCUGAUGGCAUUCAGCUUUCAGUACAAGUAUUAAGAAGCGGCUGUUGGCCUGAACAAUCAUCUGAAGCUUGCACUUUGCCUCAAGAAGUCCAAGGCUGCACCAGAAAGUUCACUGAAUUUUAUAUGAAUAAGCACCAAGGACGUAACCUUACUUGGCUUCUUGGGUUUGGAAAUCUUGAAAUGGGUACUUUGUUCUCUAAAAAGAACUAUACUUGUAUCGUCAACCCUUACCAAGCAGCCAUUCUUCUUAUGUUCAACCACGGAAACGGAUAUACAGUCCAGCAGUUCAGAGAAGCAACAAGACUCAGCGAUAACACCCUCAAAGCCCACUUAAUUAUGUUCUUCAACCCUAAGAUGAAACUCCUGAAUAAAGAAAGCAAAGGGAAAACCUUAGAUGACGAAGACUUAAUUACAAUUAACGAAGACUUCCAGUCCCAAACUUUAAGAGUCAACUAUAUCCCGAAAAAAGUCAAGAAGACCGAAUCAAGCGCCAAAGAAGAUGAAAUAGCUAUAACUGCAGAAAGAAAAAAUAUUCUGGACUCUGUUAUCGUGAGAAUUGCGAAGGCUAGAAGAGUAAUUAAGCAUCAAGAAUUAGUAUGGUGAAUUCUUAAGAAUAAAUCAUUAGUUUUUUUAAUAAAAUUAAAGCGAUGGUAUUUUUUAAAGAUAGUAUAACUGAAGUAAUCAGGCAGGUGAACCACUUCAGACCUCAGCCUCAGAUGAUUAAGACUCAAAUAGAAAGCUUAAUUCAAAGAGAAUUCUUGGCUAGGGAUGAAAAUGAUAGGUCGAUCUAUAACUAUAUCCCAUAA
Molecule: messenger RNA, 2306 nt
Organism: Blepharisma stoltei
Lineage: Eukaryota; Ciliophora; Heterotrichea; Heterotrichida; Blepharismidae
Source: the annotation of a GenBank genome assembly